Molecule: messenger RNA, 5522 nt
Organism: Photinus pyralis (common eastern firefly)
Lineage: Eukaryota; Metazoa; Arthropoda; Insecta; Coleoptera; Lampyridae
Exons: 18
Coding region: 285-5387 (1700 amino acids)
Cellular component (GO): cell surface
Molecular function (GO): heparin binding
Source: RefSeq, a predicted model, not a curated record
UUCCAUCACCAUUUCGUAUUCGCAUACGAUCGUAGCUGGUAUAUUUAGUUCGACGAAGUUCUGUUUUUAAAUCGUGAUGGAUCUGUGAUAACAACAAUCAAUAACCCUAAUAUAAAUAGUUGGUUGGAACUUGGAGCAGGAAGUUUAAGUGACGAGCGCUUCGUGUUAAAUAUAAUUAAUGUUCAAUCGAUAUCAUAGUGGGUGUUUUUGUGCGGAUAUUAGAAUAUUUUUAUUUACUCUUUGUAUUUUUUUACACUCUAAUUAACAUUGUUGUCUUUAUAAACAUGGUGUUCCAACGUAUAUCUGCAAAAAACGGUUUGUUAAGCUACGAAAAUCCCAAUUACCACCUGGAUCCCUCCCGGCUCGACGAUGCGCUUAAUUCAAACACCGACGAAUUGUACGAGGAGUUGUAUCAGGAACUGGAUGACAUUUGCAAUAUGGGAACUGGGAUGAAAGCGCCCCUAUCGAGUGGUCCCGGACGCAAAGGUUAUGCAUCUCUUGAUAUUGGUUCAAUGGGAGUUGAUAUAACGACCGGACCUGUCACCAAUAUAGAUUCUUCAAAUUAUACGGAUAACCGAAGGCGGGAAUACUUCGCAGCGGCUUUGGACCGUGGACUUCUGCUGGGUGAAAAGCUGCGCCAAUCCCUGUGUUGGAGGCAUCGGUUUGUAAGACGAACGGUCGGUCAAAUUCAGGACAAGCCAGAAUCGGUGAUUUUUAAUUACACGUUACUUUCAGUUGUAGCAAACAAGAAUGAUUAUGGCAACUUGAUGAACAUGUUCGAGCUGAAAUUUACGAAUAGGGAAAUGUUAUCCGAAUUUCACGAAGAUAAUUUAUUAUGGUGUCGGAAUAAUUUACAAAUCUAUCAAUCUAUUUCCUCUGCUGAUAAGGUUUCCAAACGAAGCAUUAACACUGCCAACAUGGAAACGGUUCAUCCAGAUGCUGAAUUGCUGCUAAUGCAGGAAAAAAUUCAGUCCUAUCAAGAUGAAGUGGCAGACUUGGAGAAACAACUUGCCUCAAUUCUUAAUCAAACUGUAAUCGAUGGAAACGUUUACAUUGAUACGCUACGUUUCCAUAACACCCCUACUUACCUCGAAUCGCUCACAACGGAUACCAUCAAUGGUGUAAACAUUUCGGAAUUUUUAUCAAACGUCAUAAAAAUUACUGAAGACCUUGAAGCCGAAAGUUUGAGAUUUGAAGAUCUCACAUUGGUCUCUAUUGAGAACCUCAAAACCAUAAACUCUCAUCCUCUAACUGAUCUAGUAACCGUCGACUCCGAUCCAACUGACCUAAUAGUGGAAGGUGAUAUUGUUUUCCAGAAUGGUCUUCUCUUAGAUGGAAAAUUACACGGAAUCACUUUCACUAAAGAGAACAUCUUAUUAAAAGAAGGCAACCAAUCUCUAAGCGACUUCGGUCUAAGUUUACUUUCGGCAGAGAUGUUGGAUGCAGAUUUUAUUAACGACAUCGAUGUCUCCCAGAUUGAUUCCUUUACUGGUGGAAUUGUUGAAAAUGUUGAUACAAUGAAUGUAAAAAGUGUUAGCAUUAAAGGACUCAUUAACAGUGUCGACAUUGUCAAGCUGAAUGAAUCUGCACUGAAAACAUUUGGCAACCAAACGGUUACCGCUAAGUAUCGGUUUGAUGUGUUACAUGUUGAUAGCUUGGACACAACGCUGUUGUCUGGUAAGGUAAUACCUGACGAGUUAAUCCUGGUCAACGAUGGAGAUUACCAGCUUAACCAAACGGUCAAGUUUACAAGUAGCAUAACUUCUGACUCGGUCUUUGUGCAGCACAAUCUUAACAACAUUGAUGUUGUUAGAGGAAAACUGGAUGUUUUGUUAACGAACAGUGACACAUUACAAGAGAUUACAGGCUUUAAACAAUUUGUAGAUGUAGAACUAUCAAGUUCGAUAACACUCCUUGGGAAGAUUAACAGCUCAAAAAUUGAGGCGAUGAGUCCGGUGAGAACUUUCAAUCAAGAAAUUACUUUGACUGGAGACUACUUCAUAAAUAGCGAGGUCAGUGUUGAAGAAAUGCUGCAGGCGUCUGAUAUACAGAACGGGCCCGGCACGCAUAGUGUAACUAAAGUGUAUAAAGAAGGUGUUUCGGUUGCUGCUGACAAGAUUCCUGUCCAUUUGGAGUUCUCUCAGCAACUGCAUGUCCAACAAGUAUUCUGCGACACAAUAAAUGGGCUGGUAGUAGAUUCAUUUGUAGUCGAAGGUCUCAACGAGCCACAAAUAAUCAGGGGGUGGAAAACAUUUCCCGGUGACGUGUUUAUUACUGGUUCAACUGAGUUAAUCAACGCGAACGGAGUUAAUAUGGCCAGUUUGGAGGCGGGGGUUUUAACCACUAACGGCAAUCAAACCUUAACCGGGAAUAUUCACAUUGAGAAUGUCUACGCUAGCCGGGUAAAUAAUAUCAAAACGGAGCUUGGUAAUCGGCCUUGGCAAGAUGUCAUAAAUAUGCUGGAUGGGCCAGUAAUCGGUGGCACAACUACCUUGAGGGAUGCGCUAGAAAUUGAACGACUUGAAGCCGAUAAUAUCUUCUGCAACUCGCUUAUAAAUGGCUACAAUUUUACGCUCAUGGUUGAAGACUCAAUAUUUCGCACGCAAUCAUUAAAAUUGAAUGGCGUAACGCACUUCUAUACCUUAGUGGUUGAAAAUAUAACCGCUAAAAACAUCGACUUGGACCUUGUUCCCGAUAUUAUUGAGGACUCGAAGGCAAUUUUUGAGUACACCGAAGAUCUCCACCUAAAUUCAGAGUUAAAUGUGGAAUCGAUCACUUUCACCAAUUACUUUAACGGGAUUUCUCGCGAUAAUUUUGGAAGGUGGUUACUCAACUCCGACGAGUUGUACUUCAACAGCGACCAAACGUUCCAAAAAGUUACAAUAUUCGGAAAUCUCUACGUCCUGUCCGGAUUUCUGGAUGACGUGAACAUUACAAUGUUAAGUGAGAAUUCAGUUAAAAUAAACGAGCCCAAUGAAUUUCUAACUAUCACUCUUAAUAAUGGACUCGCGUCAAACAGCCCAAUCGUCUUGAAUGGACAAUUCGAAUCGCUCGAUCUUGGCGAUAUUGUUCUUUCAAAUACGAGGGAGAAUCAGUUAAUUCUAGAUGAAAUUACAUUCCACGAAGAUGUCACUAUUAAUGGAGAACUAGUGUUUAAUGGGUUAAUUUCCGGUUUCAAUUUGGGACAGUUUUGUAGAUCCUUUGAUGAUUUGCGCGGCAAAUCCCACAAACGUCUUAAAGUUAAUGGAAACGUGUACUUUGCCAAAGGACCAAAAAUCAAUUUAAUAAAUGACCACUCCCUGAAGCAGUUGUUGGACUCGGCGUGGCUAAAAAACCAAAACGCUUCCAUUUCAGGUGUAUUGGAGUUCGAUACCAUAAUUUUCGAGGACGACCUUAGCGUUGAUGGUUACGUUGACGAUGUAAAAGUGCAACUUCUUGCCCAAACAUAUUUCAGCAAAAGCAGGGAUCAGAAUAUAACGGCGCGGUACACGUUUGAGGAUAGAGUGUGGCUCGAAGGUGGAAUUUCCGCUCCAAUGGCCAAAGUUAAAGGAAGCGUUGGAGGGAUAAACUUGGCGGAAUUUAUGAAUACGGCAUUGCUGAAUAAUUACGAGCAGGUGUUCGAAAAUAUUCUGUACUUGGAUGACUGUGAAAUCCACGAGCUUCGUGGGGAAUAUUCAGUGAACGGUCUGAACUUGCAGAAUGAUGUAAUGCUUUACAGUCGAAAUAAUAUUGUAACUGGCAAGAAGGUUAUAAGAGACGUCAGAAGCUACGUGGUGAAGACAGACAAUGAGAUUUUCAUACAAGACGUUCAACUGAUCCCAUGGAUUAUGAAUUCCGUUUUAAAAACCGGCACAUUCCAACUGAGUGGAUUGGUCACGUUCUUCAAUCACACGUCUUUUCUUAGGGGGAUAAGCUCCCAAAGAACCGUCAACAAUAUCAACUUUAACACUGAAACUAUCAUGUUGAGAUCAACACCACAGCUAGUAACAGCUCCAAAACACUUUUCAGAUCUGAAAAUCAAAGCGUUGCAAACGACAGGGAUGCUCAACGGUGUUGAUAUGACUGAUCUCAUAAGUAAACAGGCGUAUAAAAAUGGCAACUUGUUAUUCCAAUCUCCAAUAUAUUUUAACGGUAGCAUUACCACUCCAAACGUCCAAGUGGAGAAACUAUACCAAGGAAUAAAUGUCACCGAGUUGCUUCGAAAUAUUACACACUAUGCCUCGGUGAAUAAUUACAGUGAAUAUUUCAAAAAGCUCCUGGACGUUUCUUAUCAAAUUGUCGACUCAUUAGAAGAUCAAGCAUAUUACUUGAACUAUUACAAGGUAAAGCAAGUAUAUCAAUUGACAGAUUUGAUCAUUCCCGUCGUAUUUGAUGGCGAAUAUGUGCAACUUUUAGCUUGCAUUGAGAAAGGGAAUAAUAAAUAUACGACUAGGUUCCAGAUUUGGGAUAGCAACGGUGAAUACUUUCGCCCAGACGAGAGAUAUCCACCAUUUGAUCGGAAUAAAAGUCUUCAAUACAUUGAAGUAAUCCAAUUUAGAGGGAGAGAUCAUUGGUACAUGGAACAUGAAAGAACAGCUCAUACAUCGGGAAACAGAUAUGAAGGAACCCUUUUCAAAGUAACCCCUAGUGGCCUAAAAGAAAUUACAACAACCAUUCUCCACGGCGGAACUCAAUCAGUCACAUCAUUAGACCUUCCGAUGCUGAACAAGUGCAUGUUGCUACUGUUUAUAAACCAUGGUACAAUCUUCUGUGAAGAUAUAGGAUCGCGGAACGGUUUGAACUGGGAAGUUUUCCAAGAGAUGCAGACUUUCAACAGCCUUGGGAGUGCCACAUCAGUUGUGAACAAUGUAACCCACCUUUUCAUAAUAAAUGCCGGUACACUAAAGGAACCGGCAAAUGUGAACGUAUGGAAAUAUGACGAGGUCAUAUCAAACUUUGUUCCGGAACAAACUAUUUAUGUUUCACAACCGACUAGCAUAUCAACAAUUCUGUAUCAAAAUUGCAACUUUGGUGCAAUUGCAUCCGGUUCUGCAACGAACGCCAGAGAUUCCGGAAUGAUCACCAUAAUAAAGUAUGAUGAGGACAAGGGAUACUUUGUUAAAUUUCAAGAUAUCGCCGUGAGCGUACCCAUUCAUGUAAAAUUCGCCGAGCUACCCACAAAGGAAUUAGUUCUGUAUAUCUCAACCCACAAUCCGACACAGCCCCUCAUUGUCUAUCAGUAUCAAGGCAUAUCAAAAUUUGUAAACAAAUUCGUGGCCACUACAAUACACCACAGUUCGGUAAUUAAAAGUUUCAAUGCUCCCGAUAACAGACACUUCGUCCUGUCGACGAGUCGGAGGGAAACCAGCGUUAUUGAAGCUGUAUUUAAAGGGAAAAAGAUGAUGUAAUCGUUAUAUUUAUUGCAACUGUUGUUAAAUUGUUUGUUGUGUAUAGUUUAUUUAGGCGUUGUUAAUUUAUUGUUAGUUUUGAGAAUACAAGGUAUCUACACCAAAAUAAAAAUUGGAGGAAUCUCCAGAAAUUGU